AUGGCGGAAUAUGAGUUGGUUACGCCUCCCCCACCUACUCGAUGUCGUGUAGUCAUCGAUCCGUCGCUCUUAACGCGUACGCAGCUUUCCCAGGGGCUCAGCCACAGCCUGAUCGCGCUGCCACGUGGCAUUACCACCGUCAGCCAGCUGGCAGCCCACGUGAUCGACUCGUUCGGUCUGCAGGAUUCGUGCAUAGCGGGAGUGGCUCUACAGGUGGACGGAUUUGUGCUGCCAGCGUGGCAGCCCCUUUCUGUGUUGGGCCACGAUGACGUCAUCAGGGUUUGCCAAAUUGACCACAAAAAGCCACUUACACCACACACCAACUCCACUCCUCAGCACCGUAACCCACCGCUUUCGCAACACCCAGCCUAUGCUUCUCCUCAGUCGCACGCCCUUCCCCGUGUGGGCGACCCUUCCCCAGGUCCCACCUCCCCGUUCCCCGCCCUGGGGUGGGUGGUACCUGGGGAGGGUAAGGAAGGGCGGAGUGAGGGGGAUAUCAGUGGGAAGGGGAAUAAGAGUGGUAAGAAGCGAAAGGAGGGAAGGAGGGAUGAGGAGGGAGGGAGGGUUGUCUUAGAGAGGGGGGUGGAGAAGAAAAAUAAGAGAAGGGGAGUGAGGGAGAGGUUGGAAGGAAGAUUGGGUGGAGAGAAAGGAGGGGGUGGGAGAGAGAGUGGGAAUAAUGAGAGAGAUGGAGGUAAUAAAAUGUGUGGGGGCAAGGAGGAGGGAAGAGGCGUGAUAGGGGAUGGGGGAGAGGAGGCCAGGAGUGGGGAAGGAGGGAAGCUUCCGAGAAACGUGGCAGAAGAUGGUGUUGGGGGAGUUGAUGAGGGGGAGACGGGGGAUGGGGAGGAGGAAGAGGAGGAGGCAGAGGAAGAGGAGGAGGCAGAGGAGGAAGAGGAGGAGGCAGAGGAAGAGGAGGAGGCAGAGGAGGAAGAGGAGGAGGCAGAGGAAGAGGAGGAGGCAGAGGAGGAAGAGGAGGUGGUGGAGGGGGGAGACUCUGGGGGUGAGAAGGAAGAAGGUUCUUCUGAGUCUUCUGAGGAGGAAGAGGAGGAGUGUCCUGACUCGAGUGAGGAGGAGGAGGAGGAGGAGGAGGAGGAGGAGGAGGAGGAGGAGGAGGAGGAGGAGGAGGAGGAGGAGGAGGAGGAGGAGGAGGAGGAGGAGGAGGAGGAGGAGGAGGGAUCAAGUGAGGAGGAAGGGGAGUGUAGUGAGGAGGAAGAAGAGGCCGGUUCGAAAGAGGGGAAGGGGAAAGGGGAGGGUAAGGGAGAGGAGAAGGAAAAAGGGAGAGGAACAAAGAAAUCAGAGGUGAAGAAAGGAGGGGCGAAAAGGCAUGCAAAAAGGCAUGAUGGAGAAGGAGGGCGUGAGGGUGGCGCAAGGUUGAAAGACGCUGUUGCAGGGGCGGCAGGAGCACCCCAUGCUGCUGCUUUGAAUGUUAGAAAGGGCCCUUCACGCAACACGAUCCGGAAGAGGGCGAAGAGAAGAUGGCUGGCGAAGCAGCGGCAGGCUGCAAAGCCCAUAAUCAACAUGGGCACAGUCAAGAACAAGCGGCAGGGGCAGGCUCAGCCUGGUGAUAUACUCGCAUAUCGCAUCAUCGCUCUCUCACCUCUCACCUGGACGCCUGAGCCCUCAUCAUUGCGGCAAGGCCUAGUGGUUAAUUUCGACUCCUCCUCGUCUCUCAUACACCUGGCACCUGUGGGCUCUGUAACCGCACCUGGCGGGCUCUCAUUGGCUGAGGCUGGUGGCACAGCUGGCGGGGGUCUCCCAUUGGCUGAGGGCGAGGGAGGUGAAGAUGAGGUGGGGAUUGAACCGCCCUACGAUGAGAUGGGUCAUCUGGAGUCAUGA
Messenger RNA from Closterium sp. NIES-65, 1833 nucleotides. The record is from the annotation of a GenBank genome assembly. Lineage: Eukaryota; Viridiplantae; Streptophyta; Zygnematophyceae; Desmidiales; Closteriaceae.